Molecule: messenger RNA, 2049 nt
Organism: Enterospora canceri
Lineage: Eukaryota; Fungi; Microsporidia; Enterocytozoonidae
Source: the annotation of a GenBank genome assembly
AUGUCAGAGAAUGCAGGUGAAAUAUUACGAUUUGAUAAGGCAUGCAAUAUUCUGUGCAAAAUGAUUAGUAGAACGGAUUUGAAUGAAGAAGUUGUUAUGGAACACCUUAAUCAACUAGAAAUGAAGAUAGCACAAUUAACAAGAGAAAUGAAAGCAAAAGAAACAGAAAUGAAUGUAGCAGCUUAUGAAAAUAAGAAGAUCAAAGAAAAAGAAGCAGAAUUAACCGAAAGGAUGAAUAGCCUAGCAAAUAGAUUUCGGAAUAUUGCACCUGCUAAAUAUCAGAUAGGGCGGAUAUUUGCUGAUUUUGAAAGUAUUCAAAAGAGAAUUAUACAAAACGAGGCAAUGGUUGAGGUAUUGGAGAAGAACAUGAUCUAUAGCGGAGAAACAAAGGCGUGUAUACUGUGUACUGGAAAGGAAAUUACUGAUCAAUAUUUUAAGAAGUUGCACGAAAUUGUAUUACGUGAUGAAGAGAUAAAUAAUCACAAACAAGAAACAGAAAGGCUUAGAAGAAGCAUAGACAUUAACUUGACAAUGGAACGGGCCAAGUUAAUGAACGAAUUAUCAGUUGAAUACAAUAAGCAUAAAGAGAACCUGGCAAAUAUCAAACCAAACCUGAAUCUAAAAACCCUACAAGAUCAACAUGACAUGAUUACUAGAAAAUAUGAGGAGAUGAAUCAUUCAUAUGCAGAAUUCAAACAGAAUCAUAUAAUAUAUAAGGAGUUCAUCAAUAUCAAUCGCAAUAAUAUUGAUAAAGAAUUAGAAAAUAUCAAAACCGUGAUGAAUUCCAGAAAGGCUCAACUAAACAAUUUGAAGGCUGAAUUGAAAAUACGCUACAAACAAAGGGAAAUUAAGCAGAAACAGACUGAAAUACAUUCAAAACAGUUAGAAGUCCAGAAAGCUAAGAGAAUUAUUGACCAACACGAUUUCAACCAACUCACCAAAUGUGAAAUGCACCUAAUUGCUUACGAAAAUGAAUUGGAUGAAAUUUCAGACGGAUUUAGCAGAUUCAAAGCAAUAAGUGAAGUGAAAUUGCAGGAAAUUGAUCAGAUUAGCAGAAUUCUCGAAGACAUUUCCAUCAAUGCUACUCUACACAAAAAUAACCCAUUUAAUUGGAAACACUAUGAAGAAGUAAAAUGCGCCUAUGAAAAGGCAUCAUCCAAUCACGAAAGAGAACUCACAACCAAAAUGCAAAUCACUGGUGAUUUAAACAACUUGUAUAAAUCUAAGACAGAAAUUGAGCAACUGAUAAAAUUCAAAAAUGCAUUAGCAAUUAUUGAAAAACAUAGGCACAUCACUGAAAGAUACGAUAAAGUAACACACAACAGCCUUAAAGAGAAAUUGAUCACUCUCACACAGUCACAGAAUCAAUUGAUCAACUAUCAAAGCAGAAUCGAGGGAGAAAUCAAACAACUCGAUUUGGUCAAAACAGCUAGAGAAAUUGAACUGAAGGAAUACGCGAAUGUCACUGAGGAAUUCAACAAAUUGGCACUUGAAAUCAAAAUAUUUGAAUUUCAGGUUGAAGAUGUUCAGAAGGCAGUUGUUGCACUAGAAAAGACCAUCAUUGAAUAUCAUGCAGCCAAAAUAGAAGAGGUUAAUACGGCACUAUGUGAUCUAUGGACCAAUACGUACUCCAACAAAGAUAUCAGUAGAAUUGAACUCAAAUCUGAUUUGACUGCCACCAGUUACAGUUACAGGAUGGUGAUGUACAAUCAGAGCGAGAUACCAUUGGAUAUGCGAGGUAGAUGUAGUGCAGGUCAAAAGAUGAUUGCAUCCAUUCUAUUCAGAAUGGCAUUAGCUGAAUGCUUUAGUGAUGCGAACUUGAUUACCCUUGAUGAACCAACCACCAACUUAGAUGCAACCAACAUGGAGAAAUUGGCUGAGACACUCAACAAUUUGCUAUUGACAAAGAGUGAUAUGCAACUUGUUGUGAUCACCCACGAUGAAGAGUUUGUUGGGAUGAUAAACAGAGUUGGAUCAAAGAGCAUCUAUAAAAUAGAAAAGGAUAGUAGAGGAAUGAGCAACAUCAAAAUUGAUACAAUUUCAUAUUGA